Molecule: messenger RNA, 642 nt
Organism: Symbiodinium pilosum
Lineage: Eukaryota; Dinophyceae; Suessiales; Symbiodiniaceae
Source: the annotation of a GenBank genome assembly
AUGAAAAUUGUUUCUACAAAGUUUGUGUUGACAUUUGAGAUCGUGACAUGCAAUAGCGUGUUUGUCUUUGACGCGGUUCGGGAAAUCAUUUGCACAGCCGAAGCGCUCUUGAAGGGGCUCCUGGCUCCGGCAGGCCACGAGAGGUGGCGUCAGAGUGUGUGUGCGGAUGGCACAGAGGGCAAUGAUGCAGUGAUGUCGGAAGAGCAGCUUGGUGUUUUCUGUAAUUUCUUUGGGCUCACAGCAUACACGCAUAGAAACAGGGUCGCGAUGCUAGGCACGGCUGGGGGUGCUUACGCUUUUCACAUAAGCCAGCAAUGCCUUGCUCCUGGGCAUUGGACGUACGAGUGCAAGAAUGGCAGCACCUACCAGGUCCGCGCUAGUGCCUCGCGACAGCUCAAGCAGAAACGCUUCAAGCAAGCUUUCCUAGAAGAGGAGGCGCCAGCAGUGCCCCACAACGCCUUCCUGGGCGAUGACCGCAUGCGAUUUGGGACCAGGAAAGACCCAGCUGCGCCGCCAGAGAAGAAGCCAAAGACAGAGAAGGAUGCGAAGGAAAAAAAGGAGAAGAAGGAGAAAAAGAAGAAGAAAGAGUCCUCCUCAAGCUCCAGUGACUCCAGUGAUUCGAGCUCCUCCAGCUCGAGCUGA